CUCACUCUCUACCCUUCAUGAAGAUUACAUGAUUAUUCAUUAUCCAUAAUAUCGAAUAAAGACAAUAUGUAUAAUUUUCACUUGUUUUCUUGCUACAAAUCUAAUACAAGACUGACUAUUCUUUUAUCAGUGCUAUAUUUAUUUGAAUAAUGAUGGUGUUGAUUCAUGGUUAAGUCAAAACACAAAUAAUGAUUCAUUUAGAACUACAGUUAAUGAUGUUUGAGCAAAUUAAGUAGAUUGACACAAACAGAAAGCACAAGAACAAAGACAAAAAUGAAAGUACAAAAGGUAGAAAAGUUAAAAUAAGAAAAAUACUAACAAACAUGAAAAGAAAAAGGAAAUAACUGGAAAAUAACAAAUGGAAAUAGAAAGAAUUGAGUGUGAAGACAUUAACUGGAGAGUUUCAGUGACAUUAGGAAGUGACAAAAUGGCAAACAUUGAAGAGACGAAAUUACAGCUACAUAUUCAAGGGAAAAAGGAGAAACAGGGAAAAGUUAUAGAGUUUACAAUAGAAGAAGCAGAAGAAUUUUUGGAAGAACUAGUUUCAAUAGCAAAAGAAAUUGAGAAAUGAUUAUAAUUUUUGUCA
This is a messenger RNA of Entamoeba histolytica HM-1:IMSS, 586 nucleotides long. RefSeq lists its product as uncharacterized. The transcript has a single exon. NCBI's taxonomy places the organism in Eukaryota, Evosea, Mastigamoebida, Endamoebidae. The coding region runs from base 359 to 571 and encodes 70 amino acids. The record is from RefSeq and is a predicted model, not a curated record.